GCCGGUGGCGGGAUGAAGGCGCCGAGGAAGCCGAGGAGGACGCAGCUCCUCCCGCGGUUCUGCGUCUGCGGAGUCGGUCUGCUAGCAGCCGCCUGGAUCCUCCACUACCCUGAAAUCACAGGCUCCCAUAGACCCACUGUGGACGGAGUCUUUGUCUGGUCUAAGAGAGAGCUAAGCCAGGAGAGAAGAGAGGACAACCAGACCUCCAGCACCCCUAGAUCUGCUAUCCAUGAGUUUCCCGAGGACAUCUUCACUCUGAAGCAGAGGAGACAGGGAGCGGUACUCCUUCAUGUUCUCUGUGCUGUGUACAUGUUUCACGCCCUGGCCAUAGUGUGUGACGUUUAUUUUGUGCCAUCACUGGAAAAGAUAUCAGAGAACCUUCAACUCAGCGAGGAUGUUGCCGGGGCAACCUUCAUGGCAGCUGGGAGCUCCGCGCCCGAACUUUUCACCUCCCUGAUUGGCGUGUUCAUCACAAAGGGAGACCUGGGCGUGGGAACUAUAGUGGGAUCAGCUGUUUUUAACAUCCUGGUCAUCAUCGGCAUUUGUGGCAUCUUCUCUGGACAGCCCAUCUCUCUGAGCUGGUGGCCUCUGUUCCGUGAUUCUGUCUUCUACAUCCUGUCCAUAGUGGUGCUUAUCCUGGUGAUCUUUGAUGAGCAAGUCAUAUGGUGGGAGACCAUCAUCCUGAUCUCUAUGUAUGGAAUCUACAUCCUCAUCAUGAAGUUUAACAGGUCUCUGUGCAGCUGGGUGGAGAGACACUGCAGCAGAGGAGGUCAGCCGUGCCUGAGCAGCCUGCGCCGGACCACUGCCGUCGGACAUGUUGGAGACUGUGAUACAGACAUGGUGCCGCUGAAGCCAGACUUGUGCGUGGUGGCCGGCCAGGACUCGGGGGUGGCGAUGGUGGACGAGCUGCUGAGCCUGCAACCCCACCAGCUCUCGUUCUCAGAGGCAAGCCUCCGCCUUCUCAUCACCCCGCAUUUCCCCCCCUUCACUCGCCUGCGCAUGGCAGGACGCAUGGUCAUCAACGAGAGGCAGAGGCUGAUCCGGGCUCGAGGAGGACUGGAUGAGGGCGGAGGUACUGGCGAGGAGGGGGCGGGCACCAGCGGGCCGUGGGGCAGAGAGAACGGGGCGACGGCAGAGGGAGACAGGCCGCCGCUGGAGGGAGAGCGGGAGAAAGAGAUGGGGGAGACAGUCGGGGGAGCACAGCCUAAAGAGGAGGAGGAGGAGGAGGAUCAAGAGGAGGAGGACGAGGAGAGGGUCCCUUUCAAACCCUUUGUUUUGCCAGAUUCUUGGUGCGACCGUCUGAAGUGGCUGAUGUCCUGGCCCGUGAGCAUUCUGCUCCACUGCACCAUCCCCGACUGUAACCUGCCACAGUGGCAGCGCUGGUACCUGCUCACCUUCCUGUCCUCCACUCUGUGGAUCGCCCUCUUCUCCUACCUCAUGGUCUGGAUGGUGACCAUCAUCAGCUACACACUUGGAAUCCCAGAAGUCAUCAUGGGAAUCACCUUCCUGGCAGCCGGGACCAGCGUUCCCGACUGCAUGGCCAGCCUCAUUGUCGCCCGCCAAGGCAUGGGGGACAUGGCUGUGUCCAACUCCAUCGGCAGUAAUAUCUUUGAUGUGCUGCUGGGCCUGGGUUUCCCUUGGGCGCUGAGGACACUCAUAGUCAACUAUGGAUCAGUGGUGUACAUCAACAGCAAAGGCCUGGUGUACUCGGUGAUCCUGCUGCUGGCCUCGGUCACACUUACCGUCCUGAGUGUCCAUCUGAACCGCUGGAGGCUGGACCGCAAGCUGGGACUCUGUCUCAUGCUGCUGUACGCCAUCUUCCUCCUCUGCUCCAUCGGCUUCGAGAGGCUGUAGAGGAUACACUCCAUCACACACACACACACACGCAUACAGAGUCAUACACACAGGUGCACACAGACAAAUCAGACGGUCAAACACAUGGACUUGCUCGAGUGUUCGUUUCCUACAUCCACUGCUGCCAUUAUUGAUCAAGUGUAUGGACAGAUGAAUUUGUGAUUGGUUUACAAAUAGCGUGACCACUGUAUGAAUGACAUUGGCUGCCUGGAAGUUACAUGGUUUACCUUUGAUAACUGAGUAUUUUACAUACUUUUAUACAAAGCACUGUCUAGCCCACAUUUUGAAAAUGCACUGUCACAAAAAACAAAUUGAUAAAGUGCUGAAUUUGUACUGCACCUACACUUCUUCCUUGUACCUGCGAGGUGUUAUUUUGAGAGAACAUUGCGCUUUAUGACUGCCACAAGUAACCUCAAUGACCAGAUGUUCAUAAAUGUAGAUUUAUUCAGUAUGUAGUCGCUUCUCAGUCGGUGCGGUUAUUUCAUGUAUAGUUUUAUUGUAGAGUUCUCCUCACGCCUGUGUGUGUGUUGUCGUGUACGAUAAAGCAUGGCUGGCGCUCCAGACGAUUGCACUAAGCCACUGUUGUCUUGGCUUGUAAAUAAUAUCGGCCCCCUCUUUCCUAAAAGUGUCUUAAGACAGCGAUCAUGUUUUUUGUGCUGGCUCACAGU
Messenger RNA from Myripristis murdjan (pinecone soldierfish), 2522 nucleotides. RefSeq names its product sodium/potassium/calcium exchanger 3-like. Gene Ontology annotation, biological process: calcium ion transmembrane transport; intracellular calcium ion homeostasis. The record is from RefSeq and is a predicted model, not a curated record. The transcript has 17 exons. Gene Ontology annotation, cellular component: plasma membrane. NCBI's taxonomy places the organism in Eukaryota, Metazoa, Chordata, Actinopteri, Holocentriformes, Holocentridae. Bases 13 to 1854 code for a protein of 613 amino acids. Gene Ontology annotation, molecular function: calcium, potassium:sodium antiporter activity; calcium channel activity.